Messenger RNA from Serinus canaria (Common canary), 1345 nucleotides. It is a transcript of the gene G6PC2, whose product is annotated as glucose-6-phosphatase catalytic subunit 2. Gene Ontology annotation, cellular component: membrane. Lineage: Eukaryota; Metazoa; Chordata; Aves; Passeriformes; Fringillidae. Bases 1 to 1068 code for a protein of 355 amino acids. Gene Ontology annotation, molecular function: glucose-6-phosphatase activity. The transcript has 5 exons. Gene Ontology annotation, biological process: glucose 6-phosphate metabolic process; gluconeogenesis. The record is from RefSeq and is a predicted model, not a curated record.
AUGGAUCUCCUUCACAGCAAUGGAGUGCUUAUCAUUCAGCAUUUACAAAGGGACUACAGGGCUUACCAGGAUUUCCUUAAUUUUAUGUCACAUGUUGGUGAUCCUCGGAAUAUAUUUUCAAUUUAUUUUCCUCUUUGGUUUCAGCUCAACCAAGUGGUUGGUACUAAAAUGAUAUGGGUGGCUGUCAUUGGUGACUGGUUCAACCUCAUAUUUAAAUGGAUUUUAUUUGGCCAUCGCCCUUACUGGUGGGUCCAAGAAACAAUGAUUUAUCCUAAUCAGUCAAGCCCAUGCCUUGAACAGUUUCCUAUAACAUGUGAAACUGGACCAGGAAGUCCAUCUGGACAUGCCAUGGGAUCAUCCUGUGUUUGGUACGUAAUGGUCACAGCAGCACUUAGCUACACAGUUAGAUGGAAAGAUAAAUCAGCUGUUACCCUUCACAGACUAACGUGGUCAUUCCUCUGGAGUAUUUUUUGGAUUAUCCAGAUCAGUGUGUGCAUCUCAAGAGUAUUCAUAGCAACACAUUUCCCUCAUCAAGUUGUUCUUGGAGUAUUUGCUGGCAUUCUUGUGGCAGAAGCAUUUGAGCAUACCCCUGCUAUUCAGACAGCAAGCUUGAGAAUGUACAUCAAGACAAACUUGUUUCUUUUCAUCUUUGCCCUUGGCUUUUAUCUAUCCCUCAAGCUUAUUGAUAUUGACUUGCUAUGGUCCGUUCCGAAGGCCAAGAAGUGGUGUGCCAACCCAGACUGGAUAAACAUUGACACAACUCCAUUUGCUGGACUGGUGAGGAAUUUAGGUGCGCUCUUUGGUUUAGGUCUUGGAAUUAAUUCUGAAAUGUUCAUCACGAGCUGCAAAGGUAAAAAUAGCUGCAAGAUAAGUUUCCGCAUAUUGUGUAUAGCUGCUUCUUUAGCUACCCUGCAGCUGUAUAAUUUUGUUAAGAUUCCUACUCAUACUGAGUAUUUGUUCUACAUUCUCUCUUUUUGUAAGAGCGCGGCUAUGCCUCUGACUGUCGUUGCCUUGGUUCCAUACUGUGUCCACUCGUUAAUGAGGACAACUGAAAAGAAACUUAAUUAGGUGAAGUUUCAAAGUGGUUAGCAAGGUGGGGAUGGAUGUGAACUGUUUGAGAACCCUCUGCAAAGGCAGUUUUGCUAAUUCAUUUAAACUAAGGGGAUGCCACUGCAUCUUUGAUGUACUCCUGGUAAGUAACCAGUACAUCCAAAAUCCAUACACUCAAGCAGCUGAGAAAUAUUAGUUGCUGAUUUUAUUCCUAGAAAUAUUGCAAGCGCACUGCAGUAUGGUUAGAAAUGGCCCAAUACUCUGGGUCAUAAUGAAGUUUUAAAGUAUAACCAAC